Aphis gossypii (cotton aphid) is the source of this 996-nucleotide messenger RNA. RefSeq lists its product as uncharacterized. The coding region runs from base 1 to 996 and encodes 331 amino acids. The transcript has a single exon. NCBI's taxonomy places the organism in Eukaryota, Metazoa, Arthropoda, Insecta, Hemiptera, Aphididae. The record is from RefSeq and is a predicted model, not a curated record.
AUGAAGUAUGAAAUAAAUUCUACUGAGGUACAGCGGGUUAAAAAACCGGGAAUAACUAGUGCUAUGAAGGGUUAUUGUUCGUAUUCACCCGCCGAUGCGAAUAUCUUGCAAAACGCUGCUUGGGAUAUCACUAACAAAAAUGCUAAUUUCGUGAAAGACAACACGUUCAGUGGUUGUAUCCCGUUAAAACACGUUUUCGGUUUUUGCGAAGACUACAAGCGAAUAUUGAUAAACUGCAGUCAACAACUAAUAUUGAAUAGAUCGAUGUCGGAUACGAGCGCGCUACAUUAUACCAGCGUGGUGGGUGGAGACAUGGCUACCGAGUCGGUUAAGGCGCUGGUGGCGAAAGUCAAAGUUCAGCUAACGCGAGUGUUGUGGAAAGUACCAGUGAUCAAAGUCGACGACCGGGAGCGGUUGAAGCUGAUGAAAAUCAUCGAUAGCAAAAAAAUGAUAAAUUGCGCUUUUAGAAAUUGGGAGCUUUGCGAAUAUCCGAAUUUACCGCAAACGAGCAAACACUCUUGGAUGGUUAAAACGUGCUCGCAGGUGGAAAAACCUAGGUGUUUAAUAAUCGCUUUUCUCACGAAUACGCCUGGAAGCGUGGCGGACGGUUACAGCGGUGAUUACGAUGCGUGUUCGCUGACAAACGUUAAAGCGUAUAUUAAUUCAAUCGAAUAUCCGUAUGAAGAUUUUAACGAAAGUUUCGACAAAAACCUGUUUACGAUGUUCUAUCAAAAUUACGCCGAUUUCCAAAAACAUUAUUAUGAACGGGAUACCGCUCAGCCGUAUCUGUCGAGAGAAAAAUAUAAAGAGUUGGGACCAUUUAUCUGCAUAGAUUGUUCACGACAGACCGACGAUGCUAAAAUUUCUAACGUCGAUCUCCGUCUUGAAAUAGAAGCAGCCAAUAAUUUUCCAGCAAACACGGCCGCCUACUGUCUAGUUAUUCACGAUCGCGUGAUGCAAUACAAUCCGUUUACCGGAGAAGUUCGGAAACUAUAA